CAAAUCGGUUGCGAUUUCCUUCCGGCGAAUCCGAUAAUGUAACUUGAUCCGUUAAUCUAUUUGCAAUUUUGAUUUAAUCGUAGUGGGUUAGUGUAGUUUACAGUCAACCGUUUAAAAUGUCCAAUCAAAAUCAACAGUUCCAUACCAUACCGCUGAAUAGUGUCGAAUCGCAAUGGGAAAUUUUAUUCAAUCAAUUUGAUAAAAAUCGUGAUGGAAAAAUAUCCAUUAAUGAAUUGCAUCAUGUUUUAAAACAAGGAGCUGGUGAUCAAUAUAAUGUACCUCCUAAAGUCUUAGCAAUCAUUGCACACAAAGCUGAUCAUAAUCAAGAUGGAUAUAUUAAUUUUAGAGAAUUUUUAAAUUUAAUGGAAGAAGAACCUAUAGCUCACAAUUUAACUGCAAAUUUUGUUAACAAAUACAUUCAUUAUACAAUUGUACCUAGAGGCCUGCCUAAAUUGAGGACUGCUGGAGUGGAUCUUACUGAUGGUGAUUAUGAAGAUGAAUAUUCUUGCAAUCCUCCUGCAUUGUGUAUGAUUAUUAUUAGUCUAAUCGAAGUACUCUUUUUCUCUUGGGAUGUAUUGAAAUUAAAAUCGACUGAGUCAAUCCAAGGACCUGUGGCAUCAACUUUUAUCUAUAAUCCUCAUCGUAGACAUGAAGCUUGGCGUUAUGUGACUUAUAUGUUUGUACAUGUUGGGCAGACUCAUUUAACAGUAAACUUAAUUGUUCAGUUAUUACUUGGAGUUCCAUUGGAGAUGGUACAUCGUGGUUGGAGAGUAAUCCUAAUUUAUUUUUCUGGUGUUAUAGCUGGUUCACUAGCAACGUCUGUAACAGAUCCUUCAGUUUAUUUAGCUGGUGCUUCUGGAGGUGUUUAUGCUUUAAUUACAGCACAUAUAGCCACUAUAAUUAUUAAUUGGUCUGAAAUGGAAUUUGCAAUUUACCAAUUGUUGAUAUUUGGAUUUUUAAUAAUUUUUGACACGGGAUCAUCUAUUUACAAUAGAUUUUUCGUCGAUGUGGACAAUCGGAUUGGUUAUACUGCACAUUUGGCUGGUGCUGUGGCUGGUCUUCUUGUUGGAGUAUAUACAUUACGAAAUCUUAAUGUCCGUCCAUGGGAAAAAAAAUUAUGUUGGUUUUGUUUUGUCAUUUAUGUAUUGGCAAUAGGCUCAGCUAUAAUGUGGAAUGUAAUAUUUCCGGAGUAUUUUCCCAAAGAGUAUUAUUAAAAAUCAAAAAUUUUUUUAUUUAUAGUACAACAACAAACAAAAUCAAUUAAUUUUAAUAACUGCAUAUUGUGUUACAACACAUAAACACGCAGCUUUAAAAAUGUUAUAUAUACAUAAUAUAUAAAAUGUUUGAAAUCACAUAAUUUUUUUACAAUAU
This is a messenger RNA of Sipha flava (yellow sugarcane aphid), 1371 nucleotides long. RefSeq names its product rhomboid-related protein 2 (gene rho-4). The record is from RefSeq and is a predicted model, not a curated record. The transcript is spliced from 8 exons. Lineage: Eukaryota; Metazoa; Arthropoda; Insecta; Hemiptera; Aphididae. Gene Ontology annotation, cellular component: membrane. Gene Ontology annotation, molecular function: serine-type endopeptidase activity; calcium ion binding. Bases 117 to 1214 code for a protein of 365 amino acids.